UUUGCAAGUUUUACUUUCUCGACCGACUGACCGCGGCCUAGAAAACGCUGAGCUGACUGCAAUGUCCACCCUGGGCUCUAACCCACAUCUAUGCUUUAUUAUUUCUGUGUAUAUGCGACAUCACAGGUUUACGCCUAAAAAUAACUUCCAUCUCGGCAUGUUCCUUUCUUUUCCUCUCUCUAUAUGGGGCACACAGUAUUACUGGACACUUUACAGCUGAAUGCCUGGAAUAGGAAUGACAUGACUGAUGACGUCAUGGGUGAUGUAAACUCUUGAAAUGUCAUUCAUCUGAUUAGUUGAUGGACUACUAGUUUGUGACGUAUACUUCUGCUGAAUAAAAAUGCAAUAUAAAUGAAUGUUCUAUCGUUUGUUAACAUACUCUUUUCUUUUCUUUUUCAGGCUUACUUCUUUACAUGCAUAAAAAGAAUCGAGAUAACUAUAUUGUGUACAUAUAUUGAUGUAUUGAUUUUCACAUUUUGGGAGAUGGAAUUCUUUCAGAUCCUUCAAAAUCAGAGAAAUUCUAGGUUGUUUCUUUUAGCCUACUUGUAAAAACUUAACAGAUAAUAAUCAUGUAGUUACACAUUUUUCCCAUAAGCCCUUGGAUCUAGCCAGCUCAUUUACCUAGCUAUUAGGUAUAAUUUACAUUUUUUUUAUGUUAAAAGGACAUCAUUUGAAUGAUUAAUGGGUGAACAGAAAAUAAACCCCAUUUUAGUGUCUCCAUACAGCUGUUACUGCCUCUCACAGAGAAGUGUUAAUGUAACUUCAUGAGUACUCUCUGUUGGUGUUAUCUCAGUCACGUGGCAAUUAAACGACCUGAAAUCUUAAUUUAUAUUCAUUAAGUUGUGAAUAUAUCAUGAUUUAUUGAAACAGUUUGGUGCACUAUAAAAAAGGUAACCGUAAUCUAUGCAUCAUAAGCCCAACAUUUGAAGCUGUGGUCAGUUUUAUAAAGUCUCGUCAGUAGCUAAAUUCUAACAGCAGUGGGCGCUGAUGUGAAAGUGUCCAGCAAGAGCUUGAACAAUCCUUCAGGACUGUCCUUGCACGGAUCGUGAAACGGCUUUACGUUAUUGGAUUUGUUUGGACUGCUGACUGACUGUUUGUGGAGAUCUUUUUCUGCUUUCCGUCAUUUGCAUUCUGAUAUUUGGAAGCCAGAUGUCAUCCGCUAGGUCAGUGUUGUCGCUCUCCAAGGUGUACCAGCCCUGGGCCGGAUUAAAGGGCAACACGGUCAAUGUGAUAAGACCAGUGACAUGCAGCAGGAGAGAGAAGUCCACUUACACUCCCCCUCCUGCAAAAUAUGGAGGCCGACACACGGUAACUCUGAUCCCCGGAGACGGUAUCGGACCCGAACUUCUGAGCCACGUCCGAGAGCUUUUCAGGUUCUGCUGCGUCCCUGUGGAUUUCGAGGUGGUGAAGGUGGACUCCACGGCGACGUCAGAGGAUGACAUUAAUAAUGCUGUCACAGCCAUCAGACGCAACGGAGUUGCACUAAAGGGCAAUAUAGAGACCAAUCACAAACUUCCACCCUCUCACAAGUCCAGGAACAACAUGCUACGCACAUCGCUGGACCUGUAUGCUAAUGUGAUGCACUGCCAGACUCUCCCUGGUGUCCAAACCCGACACAAGGACAUAGACAUCAUCAUCAUUAGAGAAAAUACAGAAGGAGAGUACAGCAGCUUAGAGCAUGAGAAUGUUCCAGGGGUUGUUGAGUGUCUGAAGAUCAUCACUCGGAUGAACUCUCUGCGGAUCGCCGAGUACGCCUUCAAACUUGCCCGAGAGAAAGGUCGACGCAGGGUCACUGCUGUACAUAAAGCCAACAUCAUGAAGCUGGGUGAUGGUCUCUUCCUGCAGUGCUGUAAGGAGGUAGCAGCGGGAUAUCCAGAUAUUACUUUUGACAACAUGAUUGUGGAUAACACCACCAUGCAGCUAGUCUCCAAGCCCCAACAGUUUGACGUGAUGGUGAUGCCAAACCUCUAUGGUAACGUGGUCAGCAACGUGUGUGCUGGACUCGUGGGUGGCCCAGGUUUAGUUCCAGGAGCCAACUAUGGCAAAGACUAUGCUGUUUUCGAAACCGCUACAAGGAACACUGGGAAAAGCAUUGCUAACAAGAACAUUGCAAACCCCACAGCGACACUGUUGGCCAGCUGCCUCAUGCUGGAUCACUUGAAACUUCAUGAUUAUGCCAGCAUCAUUCGAAAAGCAGUCCUUACAACUCUGUCUGAGACUCAGUUACACACAGCUGAUCUGGGGGGUCAGGGCACGACAUCGGACGUGGUGCAAGCCAUAAUGCAGGAGGUUCAGAGGAGCAGACUGCAUAUUUCCAAACCCAUCUGAACACCCACAUCAGGUAGAAAUCUUCAAUCAAUAUAUACAGCAGAAUUGUGUGAAGCUCAUGUGUGGAUGUGUUCAGUCGUGUGUGUGGCUUUACAACUUUAAGCUACAGCUUUGUUAAUUCAAUUGCUCUGUGUAUGCUACAUGUAGGUUAAAGUUAUAAUACGCAAAACUGUGACAGUCAUUAUAAAAAUUAACCGUGAGUGGUUACAGGUGUAGUUUAUAGGGUUUUUUUAAUAUCCAGAGUUUACUUGAAAAAACUAAUGCUGUUUCACUUCACUCAGAAAUUACACAGAAUUUACGCCAUUUUUACUGCUACAAAGUGGCAAAAAAAACAAAAAAAAACACCUCAAUACAAAAAUCCAACAAGCUUUGAAUCUUUGAAGGCUGAUUCAGAGUCAUUACCUCCUGUUUAGUCAGUGUUACAGAUUCAACAAGCUAAUACACUAUAUUGCCAAAAGUUUUGGGACAUCUUCAACUCUUCUGGGAAGGCUUUCCACAAGGUUUAGGAGUGUGUUUAUGGGAAUUUUUCACCAUUCCUCUAGAAGUGCAUUUGUGAGGUCAGGCACUGAUGUUGGACGAGAAGGUCUGGGUCACAGUCUCCGCUCUAAUUCAUCCCAAAGGUGUUCUAUGGGGUUGAGGUCAGGACUCUGUGCAGGUCAGUCAAGUUCCUCCAUACCAAAUUCACUCAUCCAUGUCUUUAAUGGACCUUGCUUUGGUCACUGGUGUGCAGUCAUGUUGGAACAGGAAGGGGUCAUCCCCAAACUGUUCCCACAAAGAGCAUGAAAUUGUCCAAAAUGUCUUGGUAUGAAGCUGAAGCAUUAAGAGUUCCUUUCACUGGAACUAAGGGGCCGAGCCCAACCCCUGAAAAACAACACCUGAAUUCAAUGAUUUGGAGGGGUGUCCCAAAACUUUUGGCAACAUAGUGUAUGUGUAUGUUGAUACUCAUUAAAACGUCAAGAAGUGCUACUUGUCAACGUUGUGAGCAGCCGAACAGAUCUGUCACCUCUUGAACCCUGAGCUAGUCGGAGGUACAAGUUGUGAGCUUUAUUCGAACACAGUCAUAAGUAAUCAUUCUUAGCCAAACACUUGGACAUUAUUAAACCCACCAUGUGUACAACUAACACUCAGCAUGAGCCUUAAAUACAUAUUCAACACACUGAGGCAUGAAAUAUGGCAGCACACCUGCUACAAGCACCUUUAACAGGGAUUCACAGACACAUUUAUCUGUACUAUUUAUACAAACGUCCCCAUAUCGUACGUUUACACGACACCGGAAAACACGUUUAACAUGUUAUUCAAUCAGCAGUAUGCAGGAAAUGGAUACCUCUUGAUGAACAUUUUAUUUUUUCAUAAAUGUCUAGGGAUAUUAAAGUUACCGAUAUGUUCCUCUCAGGCUUUUUUUUAAAGCUUCCUUUGGCAACCGUACAGUCCGAGGUUUAUUAUUAGAUUUAUUACAGAUACAUGGAACCAAGGAUUACUGUGUUCAUAACUUGGCGUGUGAUUUAUUGUGAUUUGAUGGCUGCUCACUUGAAAUAUUGCUUGCUGCUUUAAUUCUGGACCAACAAACACUUCAGUUCUUAAACACCGUCUGUGAGAAAUACAAUUUGCACCUAAAGCCAUAGGUUUGCUAUAAGAUGGAUCGUUACACUAGGACAGAAAAAUAAAACCAUUUUUUUUGUGUGUGAUGAGUGAUGUUUCCUGUAUGUGGAUAGAAAAAUAGACUUUUGGAUUUCAUAACGCUGUUACAGAAAACCGAUACUCAUUGUGUGUUAAUGUUCAGGAAAAUAAACACCAGGAAUCUACGGUCGUAAUAGCAUACUGAGUUCUUGGUCCAGUGUUUUUUGUGUUUUUUUCAUGAAUGUAGCACUGUGGAUAAAGUAUAAGCCGGUGAGAUUGUGUGCAAUAAAUACUUCUCACUUCAAAAA
Hemibagrus wyckioides is the source of this 4253-nucleotide messenger RNA. RefSeq names its product isocitrate dehydrogenase [NAD] subunit gamma, mitochondrial-like. Gene Ontology annotation, biological process: tricarboxylic acid cycle; isocitrate metabolic process. The record is from RefSeq and is a predicted model, not a curated record. The transcript is spliced from 13 exons. Gene Ontology annotation, molecular function: oxidoreductase activity, acting on the CH-OH group of donors, NAD or NADP as acceptor; NAD binding; magnesium ion binding. Bases 1150 to 2328 code for a protein of 392 amino acids. Gene Ontology annotation, cellular component: mitochondrion. NCBI's taxonomy places the organism in Eukaryota, Metazoa, Chordata, Actinopteri, Siluriformes, Bagridae.